AUGACAGAGGAAUUGAGGAAAUAUUCCACUAUUAAAAACACUAUCUUCACCUUUUUUAGCAUUACAGUUUCUUUAGCAACAGGUUCCAUUUGCAUUGCUCUCAUAUCCAAAUUUCAUCAAAAUGAAGCUGUGCUGAUAAUUAUAACAUGCGCUACCUUCCUAUAUGCCAUGACAUGUCUAUAUUCUUUGGUUGUCCGUCUUCCUUCCAAUUCAAUGUCAGAUAAAGCAAUUAACAUUAUGGGAACAUUUUUCCAAAUCAUGACUUUAUGUUGUGCAAUUGAGUAUUUCAACUUCUCAAUUAAACAUAAAAUCAUAAGUUCUUCGAAACUACACACAAAUUUACUUAUCACAUUCGAUUCAUUAUUACUCUUUACAUUAUUUUUUAAUGGGAUCAUCAUUGGAAAUAAAAUGGAAUCUCCUUCUCAACAAAACUACACAACAGCUAGCAGCAAUACCAUAAACAAGCAAGAUGAAAAAUUUAUUGAAAAUGAUAAAUUCAUUCCAAUGAAAGAUUCAACACAGACAUUAACCCCGGCAAUGGAUAUGUUCUUCCCAAAAAAUUUCAAUAUGGAAACUUCUCCAGAUCCAAGAUCUUUAUGGACUGAUAAUGUGCUUGGCCAAGGAGGCAAAGCAUCAGUUGAUAACAAUUCUACAGGUUCAGUCAUAAGACAUACAUUGGGUCCCAUUAUUGUCCCAUCCCAAGGUUCGAUAAAUGGACUUCAUAAUAAAUCAGAGAUAAAGAAAAACCAUCACCAUCACAAUUUAUUUAAGUUGAGGGGAUUAGGUAUAAUUUCUCCAACUUUAAAGAAUAAGAAUAUGAGGAACAAUAAUAACAACCAUUCUCAAAAUUUACAAGAAGAAGGAGAAGGAGUACCAAAAAACACUAAAUAUAUUACAAGAUUAUCAACUAUAUCAGAUAUAUCAAAAAGUUUACUAAAUGUCUUAGGAACGCCAAACCAAUCUCUUGAAGGUACAGCGAAACAAGAAAGACCAACAAGUAAACAACAAUCUUUAGAAAGACCAUUUUCUAUCAUGAUUGAUAACUCUCAUUUGAAAACAUUAUCUGAGGUUCGUUCAGCAGCAAUUUCCCCUGCUUUAGAACAAGAAAAAAUCGCAAUCGGUAGAAUAAAUAAUGCCCUAUUACCACCAUGUUUACGUCUUGAACAUAAUAAUAAUAGUAACAAUCGAUUACCUUCUUCCAUAACUGAAGAACAAAUUAGUCAAAUUACAAGACCUGUGUCCCCAUUAAUACCAGAAAUUCCAACAUUAGCUUCGACAAACGAAGCCGUAAACGGUACUGUGAAGAUAGAAGGUGUGAAUGGAAAUUUUGUUCAUGAAGAAGUAGAAUUUGAAAAUGUAGUGUUAGCUUUGGAUCAACAAGCUAUACCAAAUCUAGAUUUUAAUGACAAUUUCCAUUCAAAUUCAAUUGAACAUAUAGAAUUACCAAAUAAGGUUACAAUGGAAAUGUGGGAGAAGAAUAAAAAUCAAUUUUUACAAAGAGCAACUAGUUUACAACAACAACUUCUAUUAUCACCUUUCCAAAUGGAUCCUAAUACAAAUACAAUGAAUUUAGCGAUUUCAAGUGAGGAAUUACAAUCCAGUGAUGCAUAUAGUUUCCCAAGAAAGCCUUCCAUUGUCAAUAAUGCUCAAUUAAAGCAGCAAGAAAUUGUGAAUGAUGACGCUAUUAGUGAAUUAGAUGAAUACUUAAAUGAAUUCGAAAUAAAUGAGUUAAAUGAGAGUCAAAUUAUGGAAGAUAGUUUAAAACAACCUAUUACGAACACGUAUCCAAAUGAACAAUUUCAGACAAACAAUUACACAACAGAUAAUAGCAGACAACAUUCUCCAACUAAAUCAAUCAUGUCCAUAAUUAGUGGUGGUGGAAAUACAAACCAUUCACUACAUCAUCAUCAGAAUCAUCAUCGAAAACAAAAUUCAAUUACUAAUUUCCUAACUGGGAAUUCACAUACAAGGACUCCAUCACAAAUGACAUAUAUGCAUUCUAAUUCUAAUUCCAAUCCCCCAUCUCCAACAAGGUCACAAAUAUUAAAAAGGAUUGGGAAAAAACUUUCAUUAUCGAACAUUUCUGAUUCCAUGUUGCCUCAUUCAUUUUCAAAUGAAUCCCCCUCAUCUCCAAUCCCUGGUAAUAAUGAAUUAUUUAAUUUCCAUACAUAUGGUGGUUUUCAUCAAGAUCAACAUCAAUAUCAUAAUAGAGGGAAAAGUCUUGAUUUCAGUUAUCUUCAUUCAUUACAAAAUUCUCCCAUGAAACAGACAUCCGGAAUGUCACGAAGUGGGUCAACUUACCAAAAUAGAAGAAAUAGUCUCAAACCCAGUAAGUCCCUAGCUCCUCCCCUUCCUGUAAAUUCGAAUUUUUACAAGCAGAAAAACAAUAUUACAUAUUCAUUCACUAAUAAUAAUAGCAAUGUUGAGUUGGAAUCACCAUCAUUAAUCCUUCGAAGAACUAGUUCGAAUCCAGACUCUCAUAGAUCAAGCCUCGUAUCUUCUAAAGAUUCCGGUACCGAAUAUCCUGAUAUUGUAAUGAGUCAAUAUGAUAGAGAAAGAUGGAAUACUAUAACGAAUUUACAUCUCAAUGAACCUCGGAUUGAUAAUGAAUAA
Messenger RNA from Naumovozyma dairenensis CBS 421, 2613 nucleotides. RefSeq names its product Irc8p (gene IRC8). The transcript has a single exon. The record is from RefSeq and is a predicted model, not a curated record. The coding region runs from base 1 to 2613 and encodes 870 amino acids. Lineage: Eukaryota; Fungi; Ascomycota; Saccharomycetes; Saccharomycetales; Saccharomycetaceae.